AUGGGGAUUCAUUUUAUGGGGCCGUUUUCGGUGUCUUUAGGAAAGCAAUAUAUUUUGGUAUGUGUGGAUUACGUCUCCAAACGGGUAGAGGUAGAGGCCUUACCCACAAAUGAUGCCAAAGUAGUGUUGGAGUGUCUCAAGCGACUAAUGAAUCAGUUUGGCACUCCGAGGGCCAUAAUAAGCGAUGGUGGAUCUCAUUUUUGCAAUAGGAAAUUUGAUGCCUUAAUGAAGAAGUACAAUGUCUACCACCGCAUCGCUACUCCAUAUCACCCACAGACGAGUGGGCAAGUGGAAGUAUCAAAUCAUGAGUUGAAGCGAAUUCUGGAGAAAACAGUGAAUGGCACAAGAAAAGAUUGGUCACUAAAGUUAGACGAUGCGUUAUGGGCAUACCGUACGGCUUUUAAAACACCUCUCGGAAUAUCUCCAUUUCGCAUAGUCUAUGGGAAAGCGUACCAUCUUCCAGUUGAACUCGAACAUCGUGCAUAUUGGGCGAUAAAGAAGCUAAAUUUUGAUUUGAAAGAUGUGGGCGAAAAGCGAAUGCUUCAUUUAAAUGAAUUAGACGAGUUUCGAUUCAUGGCUUACGAAAAGCUUUACAAAGACAAAACAAAAAGAUGGCACGAUGUUCACAUAAACCCUAAGGACUCAUCCAAGGAGGAUUCGGAUGAGGAACCCGAUAAGGAGGAGGAAAACGAGGAGGAGGAAAAUAAGGAGGCGGAAAAUGAGGAGGAGGAAAAUGAGGAAGAGGAAAAUAAGGAGAAAGAAGAAGAGGUUGUGGCUUUGGAGGAAGUGGUUCCCGAUACUAUGGCAAGCGUGGCCGCCAUUGAUUUGUCAUUUAAUCUCGUGGUGUCGGGGAUGAUUUCUUCUCCCUACUACACUUCCACCACAAAUGGAAGCGCUUCCUUGGUGCACUCUCCCGGCACCUUUACCAAUCCUAUUGUCGUUUCCGACACUAAUGAAAUUACUAGGAGAAGGGUGCAACGUCAACUCUUCAAGGAAGAAGAGGCAAUAGAGAAUGCAUGGUCCAUGGAGUAUCGUGAGGAGGUGGCGUGCUCUAAUGAAAUGGAGAAUUUGGGUGGGAAUUGGUUCGUGGGAAGGGUCGCCCUAGAAUUGUGA
Messenger RNA from Mercurialis annua (annual mercury), 1113 nucleotides. RefSeq lists its product as uncharacterized. Gene Ontology annotation, biological process: DNA integration. NCBI's taxonomy places the organism in Eukaryota, Viridiplantae, Streptophyta, Magnoliopsida, Malpighiales, Euphorbiaceae. The transcript is spliced from 2 exons. The record is from RefSeq and is a predicted model, not a curated record. Bases 1 to 1113 code for a protein of 370 amino acids. Gene Ontology annotation, molecular function: nucleic acid binding.